AUGCAAGAACUAUCAGUAGUUAUACAACACUAUAUCUUAUCAAAAUACAAUACAUGGAUGGAAUGUAUCAAUCAGUCAAAGUCAAUCUAUCACGUUGUAGACAAGAAUACUUACAACAGCGAGCCUAUAAAUCAACAUUUACCACUCUCAUUGGCUCAUGUAAAGACAUGCAUUAUCGAUUUUCAUAUAAGAAAAGGUGAAUUAAAGUAUAUCAAUCAAGAUAUACUAUCGAUGAUAGAUAAAAUGACAUCAUUGGAAAGAGUUGUAUUUAGAUUGUCAAUUUCAAAUUAUAAAACAAAAGACUUUGAAAAUAGAUUAAUUGAUUUGGUAGAAUCAAUAGAGUGGCAAUAUAUUAAUCAUAAUCAUCGUCUUGAUCAGAUCAAGAUACAAGCAAAGAUAGAGUUGGAAAUAUAUAAUUUACCGGACCUAGGUGUUUUUGAUAUUGAAAUUUGGUACGCUCCUAAACCAGAUUUUAAAUCAUUUGAACCUUCUCUUAUCGAUACCAACGACCCUGCUACAGUUCCUUUGAUUCAAGAAUUGACACACCAUUUUCAAAACAACAAAACACUAACUUCACUAACCAUUUGUGAUAGUUACGAGUCUGAUGAAAUUCCAAUACAAAUGGUCAGAAACCAAUUGGCAAAAAGAUCAAGUCAAAUGGUAAUGGAUUUGUAUCGUCAAUUUGUAAAUCACUCAACCAACAAAACACUCAGAUGGUUGGAUAUUGGCUUAUCAUCAAGUCAACAAGAUUUCAUUGACCAAUUCAAACAAAUACCAAAUAGAAAUUGUUUAAUUGUAGUUUAUGAUAAAGAUGGAUUAAAAAAUUCACAUGGUUAUAUAGAUAGAGAUUUACAUUCCUACAAAGACCCAUUCAUUGUUAUUUAA
This is a messenger RNA of Cavenderia fasciculata, 885 nucleotides long. RefSeq lists its product as uncharacterized. The record is from RefSeq and is a predicted model, not a curated record. Lineage: Eukaryota; Evosea; Eumycetozoa; Acytosteliales; Cavenderiaceae. The transcript is spliced from 3 exons. Bases 1 to 885 code for a protein of 294 amino acids.